AUGUCAAACUUGUUUUCAGGAAUAAGUGGCCGCUUUCGUGGUAGUGGUAAGAGUUCUGGCGCAAAGAGUCCGGGUGGACUUAACGGAGUUUCGCCAACCUCUCCUACAGGCAAUUCCCCCGUCAAUUCUUCGUCACCCGCCAAUAUGGCACCCCGCAUCUCGCCACUCCCCAACUCGCCUUCGCUCUCACAAACCAUGUCCGUGGAUGAUCAGCAAGCCCCCCCUGCAGGCAAUGAUCCACUAGCCGCCUACAACCUUCCUCGCCCAAAGCCACUCUGGCUUAAUAAUGCUUAUGCUAAGCACAUUGUUAAGGGUAAUUUUAUGACAUUGUCUGCUCGCCCAAAGACAGUUGAGCCUGGAGAGUGGAUUGCCCAUCAAGUGGUUGAACAUUAUCGUAUCUUGUGGAACUUUGUUCGGGUAAUUCAUGAAAAGGAAGAAGAUGGUAACACCAUUUGUAACCCCCAGACUUGCCCCCGCAUGUCUGCCGGCGCAAACCACUCUUUCACAUGGUUGAACUCACGUAGAGAGCCUGUCGAAGUACCGGCCCACGAGUACAUCUCCCUCAUGCAGCGCUGGAUCUCUGGAAAGAUCGAUAACACCGCUAUUUUCCCCACCGAUCCUGCCGGAAUCUCAUACUGUCACAACAGUGCCGGUCCUGAAAUUGCUGGCUCAACUUACGCUUCUGGUGGAGUCAACACACCUGGUUCAAACACACCCAUUCCUGCUGGCCCAACCACACUCACAACCUCUCUCUCUCAACUCGCCGGAGCUGGUGAUUGGAUCGGUAAGAGCAGUGGAUUUCCACAAGAAUUUGUUGAUGUAUGCCAAACCAUCUUUAGACAAAUGUUUCGAGUAUAUGCUCAUCUCUACUGGGGACACUUCAUUGAGCCUUUCUACCAUCUUAACCUCGACAAGCACAUGAAUAGUUGCUUUAGUCACUUUGUUUUGACAGCAACCGAGAUUGACAUGUUGAAGCCACAUGAAUUGGAGCCCAUGCAACCAUUGAUUGACCUCUGGGCUGCCAAUGGAACAUUUCCACCUGAGUCUAAGGCUUACGCUUGUGCAAAUCUUAAGGCUGGAGAGAGACUUCUUCAAGCUGCUGGUUAA
Messenger RNA from Botrytis byssoidea, 1107 nucleotides. RefSeq lists its product as uncharacterized. The transcript is spliced from 4 exons. The coding region runs from base 1 to 1107 and encodes 368 amino acids. Gene Ontology annotation, cellular component: nucleus; cytoplasm. Gene Ontology annotation, molecular function: protein kinase activator activity. Gene Ontology annotation, biological process: cell division; signal transduction; positive regulation of protein phosphorylation. The record is from RefSeq and is a predicted model, not a curated record. NCBI's taxonomy places the organism in Eukaryota, Fungi, Ascomycota, Leotiomycetes, Helotiales, Sclerotiniaceae.